AUGACGAGAGUCCCAAGAAGCCGUUUCCUACCGGUCAAGCUUACGUCCGACUUGCUGUUGCUUAUGUCAAAUCUUUACGAAAUACAAGACGGUUCUUUAACUGUCUCUAGCAAGCGCAAUUUUCCAACCCAGCCUCUGGUCAAGAUGAGCCAAGAAUUUAAGGCAAUACGGGACUUUCAAGAACGCUUCAACGCGAUCCCGGACCUCCUUGAGCUUGACCAUUUGACGGUCGCGGGAGAUGUUCGCUUUGGUCGAGACAUUGUAUUGAAGAGUUCUGCUAAAAUCAUCUCGGCAUGGCCAUUAUAG
Molecule: messenger RNA, 306 nt
Organism: Protopolystoma xenopodis
Lineage: Eukaryota; Metazoa; Platyhelminthes; Monogenea; Polystomatidea; Polystomatidae
Source: the annotation of a GenBank genome assembly